Salmo salar (Atlantic salmon) is the source of this 2220-nucleotide messenger RNA. Lineage: Eukaryota; Metazoa; Chordata; Actinopteri; Salmoniformes; Salmonidae. The record is from RefSeq and is a predicted model, not a curated record.
AACCAAACCAAAAAAAAGUAGUAAACGGAAGUGAACAAUAUUUUCAAAGUUAGCGUUUUAUUGUUGUAUUUAGACGUUUAUUAACACCCUAGAACUCAACAUAUGACUCAUUUAACGGCACAGCAUCACAUUCAUACCCAAGGUAGUGUUUUAUUCGCGUUGGAAACAAGACUUAAAUUAUAGGUUUUAUAUAAGGAACGCUAGCUAGCUGUUAACGUUAGCUAAUAAUGGCUAACUGUAUGGUUUUUCACACUCAAAUAGCCUCCAUCAUGGAGGUGCUAGCGAAUGCAGCUGUGGCAGAUAUCUGUAAACUCGUAGACGACGAAUAUGCAGUGUUUCGUUUGGAAAUAACUCAAAGACAGAAAGAAAACGGGGCAUUACGGAGGAAACUACAGCAACUGGAACUGAAGGUGGCACGGGAGCGCGCAGAGAGGACAAUGACGCGAGGGCGCGUCGUCCCAGGGAGUACGACUACGAGUAGUGUCAAUAUUCUGGACCGAUACAGAGGAAUGGCAAGAGGUGAAGGACAUCUCACUGGAGGCCACAGGAUCUCUGUGAAGCCAGCAGGACACAAUACAUGGAGAGAUGACCAACCAAUCACUGUUGAUGAGGGGAGUGGAACCUCAACCCAGCAUGUUAUCAUGAUAGAGUCUGCAGAUACAGAGGCUGAUGGUCCUGAGGUCAAGCUGGAGAGGUCUGAAGGAGAGGUGGACCCACAGCAUAGCAGAGACAUCCAGACUGGAGCACCCCCUGUAGCCACGGAUGACCCCACUACUGCCCCAGUGCAACCCAGGACCCGACGCAGCAUCACGGAGGUCAGUGGAAUGCCGAACGCCGUACUCAAGUCAGAGACAGACACCGAGACUUUAACGGGGCUGGGGCGACUGGGCUGUCCUCCUGCUCCCCGCUCAGAGUAUUUACUUUACGGUAACCCGAGCCCGAGGACGGUUCUAUCACAUCAGGACACAGGUGACGCGUUACAGACUGGCAAUGAUCCGUCAUGUUCAUACGCUACAGAGACCGGGAUGAUACCUAGUGAUAUAUCUGUGGACUUAGAUACACAGACUAAUCCAAUGAGAGGGGACUGGAACCGGUACAGUAGUAGUGUAUACUCUGAAGAGUCCCUAGAUAAGAAAGGGGAGGUUAUAGUCUUAGAUGACAUGAUUGUGAAAGUGGAGGACGACACUCCUCUGACAUGGAAUGCAAACGAAACUCACUUAGGACACUCGCAGGGCAACACCAGUGACUUCUUAGACUACAGGGAAAGCUUAGAGACAAAUCCAAAUGUCGCAACCCACUCCCCUUUACACGCGUUCAGGGAUCGCGACCCAGUGUCCACGUCAAUGGGGCCUUCCGAUUUACACAGCCGCGUUCUUUUUGAUCAGGUAUUGAACUCCAACGACAGGGCUAGAGCCCAGGCUCAGAGAGGGGGAGCAACAUCAGGCAAUACAAAAGAGAAACGGUUCCUCUGCAAGUUCUGUCACAAAGGCUUUAGCUGCCUCCAGAAGGUGGAGAGUCACCAGAGGGUCCACACAGGGGAGAAAUCCUUCAGCUGUACCCAGUGUGAGAAGAGGUUCUCCCACCAGCACCACCUGAAGAGGCACCAGAGGGUCCACACAGGGGAGAAACCCUACAGCUGUCCCCAGUGUGAGAAGAGGUUCUCCCGCCAGGACCAGCUGAAGAUGCACCUGAAGGUCCACACUGGAGAAAGGCCAUUCGCUUGUACACACUGCGGGAAAAGGUUCUCAGAGAGGAGCUACCUCAGGACACACCAGCAAAAACACCAUUCAACUCUAUAACAUAGAAAGUAAACAUUCCACUCGAUAACUUCUGACGUUUAGAUCAAACCCUGCAUUAAAGACAAAGAUGAAGUUUCAUUGUUGCCAUCAUAAAAGAUCCACAGAUGCAUUUGGAAUAACAAGAGUAACAGAUUUCAGUGUUGAAUAUUCCUGGGUAGAAUAUUGCAUGCAGACAUUGUGUGAUAUAUAAGGCAUAUUAUAAGUCUAAAAAGUCUGUUACAUAUUGUGUUUCUACUGUGGAGGAUAUAUAAUGUUCAUAAAUGCCUAUUUCAUUACUUCCAUUCAACUACUUAAUAUUUUUCCCUAAACACUUUUGAGAAGAUGAAUGCAGUAUCAAGUUCAUGCAUAUUUUUUGUUGUGACGUGUGGUUUUCAUAUGGUGUAUUUAAAACUUGUUUAUGUUUAAUAAACAUAUAAUGGGA